AUGAAGAUGUUCAUUGUCGCCCUCGCCCUUGUGGCUUGCGUUGCUGCUGUCCCCGUAGAGAAGGAGGUCCCAAAGAUCCUCCGCUACGACUUCGAGCCACAACCCAACGGUGCAUACUCUCUCAGCGUUGAAAGCGACGAUGGCAUUGUCAGGAGGGAGGUCGGUGAACUUAAGGAAAUCCUCGACGCUGACAACAAGCCCCAACUCGUCUUAGUCGUCAAAGGAGAAUACUCCUACCCCAGACAAGACGGCAGCGUUGAGUCCAUCAGCUACGUUGCUGAUGAGAAUGGUUUCAAUGCUAACGGUCCUUCCAUCCCCCAGCCCCCAGCACCCGCCAGGAGAUAA
Molecule: messenger RNA, 345 nt
Organism: Danaus chrysippus (African queen)
Lineage: Eukaryota; Metazoa; Arthropoda; Insecta; Lepidoptera; Nymphalidae
Source: the annotation of a GenBank genome assembly